AAAUUGGAAGCUAGAUUUUGUAAGUUGGAACCAUGAACUGCACGAACAACGUCCAUACAUAAAACGCUCCUAAAUUUUUCAAUUUGUUGAUAAAUUAGUAAAUUAUAAAUAUAUCCCUCGUUGUUAUUGACAGAAAAGCAAAAUCAUUGUAAAAAAAACAAAUCAGGAAAGGUUGAUAGAGAGAGAUGAGGAAAGGAGGGGAAAUGAGAGAGGAAGAUAAUGAAGGAGUAGUCAUGGCGAAUGACUUUUUCUGGUCAUAUACAGAUGAGCCUCAUGCUUCGAGGAGACGUCAGAUCCUCUCUCAAUACCCUCAAAUUAAAGAGCUCUUUGGCCCUGAUCCUUUUGCUUUCUUUAAGAUUGCUGUGGUGGUUUCACUUCAGCUAUGUACCGCAAUUAUUCUCCAUGAUGCUGGCUGGCUAAAAAUGUUGGCAAUUGCCUAUUUCUUCGGUUCUUUCCUCAACCACAACCUCUUCUUGGCCAUCCAUGAGCUCAGCCACAAUCUUGCCUUCUCCACCCCCGUCUACAACCGUUGGCUCGGGAUAUUUGCUAACCUCCCCAUUGGUGUGCCGAUGUCUAUUACUUUCCAAAAGUAUCAUCUUGAGCAUCAUCGUUUUCAAGGGGUAGAUGGCAUCGACAUGGAUGUCCCAAGCUGCACCGAAGCCCAUUUCGUGACUAAUACUAUCUCGAAAGCCAUAUGGGUCAUCUUCCAACUCUUCUUCUACGCGCUCCGCCCUCUGUUUCUCAAACCAAAACCCCCUGGUUAUUGGGAGUUCAUCAACUUAGCUAUUCAGGUCGCUCUGGAUGGGAUCUUACUUUACUUUUGGGGUUGGAAAUCUUUUGCUUAUUUGAUCCUUUCAACGUUCGUUGGUGGUGGAAUGCAUCCGAUGGCCGGUCAUUUCAUCUCCGAGCAUUAUGUAUUCAAUCCUGAGCAAGAGACGUAUUCUUACUAUGGUCCGCUCAAUCUUAUGACAUGGUGUGUUGGGUAUCAUAAUGAACACCAUGAUUUCCCAAGGAUCCCUGGGAACAAACUGCACAAGGUGAAGGAGAUUGCUUCCGAAUAUUACGAAGGCUUGGAUUCGUAUAAAUCAUGGAGCCAGGUUAUUUACAUGUAUAUAAUGGAUCGGAGCAUCGGCCCUUUUAGCCGAAUGAAGAGGAAGCUCUCGAAAAAAUCCGCAUAGGCAUUUCCCAUUUUGGUAUCUCUUUUGUUGUUCACCCUUCUUGGUUAAAUUAUGGAGUAUUCUUUGUAAAAUUCUUGAGCAAUCAAAUUUCUUUUAUGUAGAUUUAGAAUUUAGACGAUAAACUUGAUUAAUCAUUCAAGCUAAUAAUAGCAUUGAUGCUAUAUGGGUCGAAGGGCUCCCCUUCCUCGGUUCUGCUUUCAUUUCUUCAUAUCUCUUCUUGCAAAUAAUAUCAGACUCGCUGCUUCUCUCCUUUGGUAGCGGGUUGAAGUUUUUCAAUCUACUUUUAUAGAAUU
Messenger RNA from Gossypium arboreum, 1471 nucleotides. RefSeq names its product sphingolipid delta(4)-desaturase DES1-like. The transcript has 2 exons. Gene Ontology annotation, cellular component: membrane. Lineage: Eukaryota; Viridiplantae; Streptophyta; Magnoliopsida; Malvales; Malvaceae. The record is from RefSeq and is a predicted model, not a curated record. Gene Ontology annotation, biological process: ceramide biosynthetic process. Gene Ontology annotation, molecular function: sphingolipid delta-4 desaturase activity. The coding region runs from base 186 to 1178 and encodes 330 amino acids.